This is a messenger RNA of Haliotis rufescens (red abalone), 8383 nucleotides long. Its product is annotated as filamin-C-like. The record is from RefSeq and is a predicted model, not a curated record. Gene Ontology annotation, biological process: actin cytoskeleton organization. The transcript is spliced from 40 exons. The coding region runs from base 334 to 6843 and encodes 2169 amino acids. NCBI's taxonomy places the organism in Eukaryota, Metazoa, Mollusca, Gastropoda, Lepetellida, Haliotidae. Gene Ontology annotation, molecular function: actin filament binding.
ACGGGCGGAGAAGACAAACCGGUUCUGUGUACCGUGAUUUGAAUAUGCAAAGCCAAGGAGUGCGAGGCGAGCUCGCUACCUGGAUCAGGCCAACACCCUCGUACUAGACCAAUAGUGGUCCAUUCUUGCCGAGCGCCGAGUCAGUGCAUUUGACGUUCAGGGUCGCCUGAUACACAACAAGCAAGCGGCCGGGUAACAAGGCGGAUCGAUAAAUUGGCUCCAUUGAACUGUAUUGAUUCUGUACUUAAUUUGAUCCGACGGCUGUAGAGGUGUGAAUGAAGAGGGAUACCCCCUGAUAACUGGAUAUUUGUGGAACAAUUUACUAUUACAACUAUGGGCGAAGUUGAUAUCAUCGGCAACCAGGCAAGAUCCCGGGAGGGUCGGGGCUUGUCGGUGAGGGGUGGGGACAGCGACAAGUGGAUCACUAUACAAAAAAACACUUUCCAGAACUGGAUAAACCUACAGCUUCACGGGUCUGGCCUGUCAGUGGACAAUCUACAGGAGGACUUAUGUGAUGGUGUCAAGUUGUGUGUUCUCGUAGCAUCUCUACAGCAGAAACCCAGCAUCGGAAGAGUUAUCAGGAAACCGAAUAACCCACACCAGUACCUUGAAAAUGUCACUCUCGCACUGAAUGCCAUAGCGGCCGACAAUAUACGACUUGUCAACAUCGGAAGUGAAGACAUCGUGAAUGGCAGUCUCAAGUUGAUCCUUGGCCUCAUAUGGCAUCUGAUUCUGCGAUACCAGAUCGGUAAAACCAAGUUCCCUCCGAAGAAGUUGAUGUUAGCAUGGCUGAAGGCAGUGGUACCAGACUGUCACAUUACAAACUUCACAUCCGACUGGAACGAUGGCGUCAAUCUACAUGCCGUCAUCGAGUACUGUCAGCCUGGCCUGUGUCCAGAGUGGCGGCAGCUCAGUCGACAGAACAGACUUGACAACUGUCGCAAUGCCAUGAUGAUCGCCAAGGAUAAGUUUGACAUCCCUCUGGUUGUCCGCCCUGAAGACCUGGCAUCCCCUCACCUGGAUGACCUGUCCGGCAUGACAUAUCUCUCCUACUUCAUGAACGUCGACUCUCCUGGUUACACAGCCACACUUCGCAACGUCAACGCUGUCAAUACACAGGGUGGCAGAAUCAAUGAUUUCACUAGCAGCUGGAAUGAUGGAAGCCACCUGUGCAACUUGGUGAAGUCUCUUGGACAGAGCCCUGGUGCCCUCACACCCAACAAUGUAGACAACAUACAGAGUGGUAUUGACUGUGGGCGGCGACUCGGCGUGGAACCCAUCCUCUCCGCGAAGGAGAUGUCUGACCCCGAGGUCGAGCACCUCGGCAUCAUGGCAUACGCUGCAUACUUCACCCAUCUCAAGCCAGUCAAGUCACUAGCAGACAAGGCUAUCAUAGAUGGGAACUUCAGCAAUGUCUAUGUUGGCCAAGAGAAAACCUUCCGUCUGAACAUUGAUGAUGAUGUUGCGGCUGGAGACUUCCGUGCCGAGGUCAUUGGACCUGACUCCAUCCCCCCUGUGAGGCUGAACUGGUCAGGGCGCACUGCCACAGGGUCAUUCACCCCCUCAGAGAUGGGGCAGCACAGGCUGAACGUGUAUUGUGUGAACGAGCCCCUCGCAUCCUGCCCAAUACCAUUCAAGGUGUCAUCAGACAGGUCAAAGGUCACCUUCCACCCCGUGGACAGGUGUCCCGUAGGUGUCAUUACAGAAUUGAAGGUGGACACAUCGUCAGCAGGCCAGGGAGAUAUCCGUGUGGAGGUUGAGACACCUAACGGCCAUUCCAUGAACCUCCCCGUGGUCUACAGGCAGGGCAUGUACACCGCCAACUUCACUCCUGCAGAAGUCGGUGACCAUCGAAUAUUUGUCAACUAUGACAAUGAGCAGAUAGGUGGCAGUCCAUUUGUGGUCAAGGCGUUUGACCCAUCCAAGGUGAACGUGUUUGGCCUGGAGGGAGGUUCCGUGGGCCGAGCCCUCAGCUUCACAGCUGACAGCCAGACUGCAGGAGAGGGAGAGCUGUCAGUCAGCGUCAUCCACAACGGAGUCACCAUCCCCAGUCAGGUGAUUGCCCGACAGAAUGGGGUGCACAACGUGGACUUCACCCCCCAGGGCGCCGGAGUCUACCGGGUGCAGAUGUACUACAAUAACGUGGAGAUCAGGGGGUCCCCCUACACUCUGGAGAUUGUGGACUCCAGCAUGGUCAGUGUGUCCGGCGAUGGUCUUAGCCUGGUCCCAGUCAACAAGACAGCCAGCUUCAAUGUCCAGACCCGUGGUGCCGGUGGCGGCAAUGUCAGCGUUGACAUCACCUCGCCAUCUGGACAGCAAGUUCCUGCAAGAAUAUCAGGCAAUGGCACCAAUGGCUACACUGUUGAAUACACCCCUCGAGAGAUUGGUACAUAUCUGGUAUCGACAAGCCUGUCAGGUAUACAGAUCAAGGGUAGCCCAUUCCGCGUGAAGACCUACGACCCAAGCCUGGUCAAGGUCUCAAAGAUUCCACAAGGGGUAGUGGGUACACCCACCAAAUUUAUUGUUGAUGCAUCGGCGGCGGGUGAGGGCACGCUAGAGAUUGCUGUGUCGGCCAGCGGUCGCAACAUCCCCAACCAGGCUCGGGCUCUGGGUGGGGGCAGGUUCGAAGUGUCCUUUGUGGGCAGGGAGGCCACCAGACAUAAGGCCGUCCUUACAUACAACGGAGAACACAUCCCAGGUAGCCCAUUCUGGGUGGACUUCAUGGAUGCCAGUCACAUUACUGCCACAGGGGAAGGACUGAGUCUUGUGCCUUGUCAUCGGCAGACACAUUUCACUGUCAACGCCCCUGGUGCAGCCCUGCCAGACCUCAAUAUCAGACUGACAGGUCCAGAUGGGCGGGAGGUCCCGACCCGGAUCCGGGACGUCAAGGGAGAUCAGCACUACAGAGUGGAGUGGACGCCCACUAGCAUAGGAGACUAUAAGGCUGUAAUUGAGUACGCCGACAUGCCAAUCAAAGGGAGUCCCUUCACUGUGAAGGCCUUUGAUGCUGCCAAUGUGAAAAUCUCCAAGAUUAAUCAAGGAUUCCUGGGAAGACCCAACUCUUUUACAUUGGAUGCUAGCGAGGCUGGGGAUGGGAACCUGGAGAUACAGGUAACAGCUGAUGGGGAGAGCGUCCCCAACUACGUCCGCCAGGAGUCCGACACCAACUUCCGUGUCAGCUUCACCCCGCAGCGCCCCUCGAAGCACCACAUCAGCGUCCGCUUCAACGGAGAACCUGUGCCAGGCAGCCCCUUCAACUGCAGUGUGCUGGACAGUGACCGGAUCCAUGUGUCCGGGGAGGGCAUCAAGAUGGUGCCGGCCAAUGUCCUCACCACCUUCAAGGUCGACCCGAAGGGCGAGGGGGAUGGGGACCUCAGUGUCAGGGUCUACUCUCCGAGUGGACAUGAGGUUCCCGUGCGAGUGUCCGGCAACGCCCGGUCGGCGUUCAGGGCAGACUACACACCACACGACAUCGGCCCGUACAAGGUACAUGUGGAGUACAGCGGGGUGGAGAUCAAGGGCAGCCCCUUCACCUGUAACGUGUACGACCCCUCCCUCAUCAGGGUGACCAGCCCCGGACGUGGCUACCUCGGCAGACCCAUCCACUUCCAGAUUGACACAUCAGCUGCUGGAACUGGUGACCUUGAAGCAGAGGUCAAAUGUCGUGGGAGCAACGUAGCCAGUCAUAUCCGAGAGAUUGGGCGGAACCGCUAUGAGUUGAGCUUCACUCCGCGGGACCUGUCCACCCACAUAGUGACCAUCCUGUUUAACCGCUUCCCCCUCCCAGGGUCCCCCUAUCACGUUGACAUCAUCGACAGCAACAGCGUUACCAUGAGCGGUGAGGGACUACACACAGCCCAGGUGUACAAGGAGACGUGGUUUAACCUUGACCUUCAUGGCAUGGAUGAGAAUGACCUUGAAGUUCAUAUCACCAGUCCCUCGGGCUCGGAGAUCCCGUGCCGCCUCAGUAAGAAGGGCCAUGUGUGUCGGGCGGAGUACACUCCCCUGGAGGUGGGGCAGCACAUGAUUGAUGUGUACUUUGCCGGCACUCGACUCCAAGGCAGUCCCUUCGUCAGCCAGGCAUACGACCCAAGUCUUGUGCGCAUCACGGACGUAGAUAAGACAGCCAAGAAGGAAAGGGAGAUUGCAUUCACAGUCGAUGCGUCGGCAGCUGGGGUGGGAGACCUUGAUGCUGUAGUGACCCACCAUGGACGCAGCAUCCACACCUACCGUGAGACCAUCGGCGACGGCCGCUACAGAUACACCUUCACGCCUACUGAAGUGGGGCACUAUGAUGUCAAUGUCAAGUUUAAUGAUGAACAGAUUCCGGGUUGUCCUGUGGUUGUGAACGUGGAAGAACAAGUGCCGACCUUCAUCACCAUCAACUUCCGCGGCGUAGAGGCGCUCAACGUGCGUGACCGCAAUCACUUCAUCCUCCACAUGGACGGACACCAUGUUGACUCCGAUGCAUUGCAGACACGCAUCAAAGCUCCGAGUGGAGAACUGGUUCCUGCAAAUCUUGUGCGCCAGUCUGAUGGGGACUACAAAGUUGAAUGGACCCCAAAUAUGGCAGGCAGACAUUCUGUUGACGUGCUGUUUGCCGGCCAGCAGAUUCAGGGGAGUCCGUUCUUCAUUAACGUGUUUGACAUCAACAAGAUCAGGGUGGACAACUUCUACAAUGGUGGUUUGGAGGAGACGGCUGGGUUCAAUGUUGACUGCAGUCAGGCUGGGAAGGCCGACCAGAGCAUCUGGGUGGUCAGUCCGUCCGGCCGCAAUGUUCCCGUGGACAUCCAGGAGAACAGGCCAGCGGAGUAUGCGGUCAGCUACGUCCCACACGAGGUUGGGCGACACAAGGUGCACUUGACGUAUGGCGCCAUGGAACAUCCAGGAAGCCCAUUCACCCAGGAGAUCGGGGAGGGAGCUCUGGCUACUGCCCACGGAGAUGGGUUGUACCGUGGCGAGGAGGACAAGCCAGCUACCUUCUUCGUGGAGGCUGGCGGGAUUACUGGCGAACCCACCAUACAAGUCGAUGAUUACGCUUCAGUAGAAGACAUCAGAGCUAUAUCCCUACAGGCUGAGGCUGUUGGCAGUGUAGAGGAAGCUGCUGACAUGCACAUCAGUCAGUCAUCUGUGACGAGAACUAGCGUCACGGCUGUACAUUCUCACUACGACGAAGGGGACAUGAUGAGGCAGUAUCAAGUUGACGAGGCUGGCAAUGAAAUUAGGGAUAGUAGGGACAAGAUGUACAGGAGAAGCGAUGCAGUGGAUGGGGACAGUAUGAGGCAGUAUCAAGUUGACGAGGAUGGCUUUGAAAUUGAGGGUGGUGGGGACAAGAUGUACAGGAGAAGCGAUGCAAUGGAUGGGGACUUGAGACAGUAUGAAAUUGACGAGGCUGGCUUUGAAAUUGAGGGUGGUGGGGACAAGAUGUACAGGAAGAGUCAAGUUGAGGAUGAUGUGGAAACAACGUCGAUGAUUGUCAAAAUGGAAGAGGAAGGGGAUUUACAAGCUGCUGUGUCGUCAAUCACAGCCGUCCGAACAUCUGUUGUAAUGGUGGAGGGUAGCCCAUUCCACCCUCGUAUCGUUGAUGCACGCAAGGUCCGAGUGAUUGGCGGCUGGCAGCACUAUAUGGACUCGAACGAACGUAUCCACCUGGUGGUUGGAGAGGAGAAACACAUCCCAUUUGAGACGGCCGAGGCAGGACCAGGCAAGUUGACAGCGGAGGUGCGAGGUCCUAGCGGGUCCAUCGUGCCGUGCACUGUGGACGACAGCUACAACGGCAAAAGCACCGUCAUCUUCACCCCUAGAGAAGAAGGUCAUCAUAACAUCCACCUGAACUGGUCGGACCAUCCUCUGUCCGGUUCUGCAUUCUCCGCCUUUGCUACUGGGGGCUUCCAUGACAUCACCAAGAUCAUCCUCUCUGGCCGGGGACUGAAGGAGGCUACAGUCCGAGAAGAGGCCAAGUUCUUCAUUGAUGGCUCCCAGGCUGGCAGAGGUGAGCCCCAGGUGCAGCUUACAGGAGUAAGGGCAGAGGUCAACGUCAUCACGUCGCCACUUGGCGGCGGCAAGUACAGAUGUACUUACAUUCCUGUCAUCCCUGGAGCGUAUCUCCUCCACAUCACCUGGAAUGGCCGACAGGUCAAGGGGGCUCCAUUCAAGGUCAACGUCAUUGGUGCUUUCUACCCAAACAAGGUUGCUGUGAGCGGUGAAGGUUUAAAGGGAGGUCUUUUGGGUCGUGACCUUGACAUCAGAAUUGACACAAGGAAAGCAGGGCCAGGUGAGCUAACAGCAUUCUGCAGUGGUCCCAACAAGGUGGCCUACUGUGACCUCGAGGACAACAGGGAUGGCACCUUCCGUCUCUUAGUCAAGGCUCAGGAACCAGGAAGACAUGUUCUGCAGGUCAAAUAUGGCGGCGAGCAUGUUCUAGGAAGCCCCUUUGUUUUCCGAGUAUCUGCACAACCAGAUGCCAGCAAAGUGCGCGUGAGUGGGCCCGGCGUGGAGCAUGGUAUCCUAGCAACCUUCCAGUCCCGCUUUAUUGUGGAGACCCGCGGCGCUGGUGCCGGACAGCUCAUGGUCAGGAUCAGAGGACCUAAAGGGGCGUUCCAAGUGGAAAUGUACAGAGAUAGCCAAAAGGAUAGGACGAUUCUCUGUCGCUUUGAUCCAACGGAGACUGGGCUGUAUAUCAUCCAUGUGAAGUGGUCAAACGUGGAUGUGCCGGGCAGUCCGUUCCAAGUGCACAUUGUGGACACUCAGCUAGAGCUGGAACAAGUCUUGCAAGAACAGUCCUACUCAAGCAACACACUACCCAGCUCACGCAGUUACAGUCAGUGGAGGGAGGAGUUUUAAAAAACUUUUAAAAAAAUUCUAUAUAAUUUAAAAUGAUUUCUGAUCAAAAGAAACAAAUUAAUAUCAGCAUAGAUAACAAAUUUAAUUAUGAUUUACGUUAUAUUUGUUUUUCAAAUCAAAAUUUUUGAAAACAUUUAUGAAAUGAAAAUUAUGGAACCACAUCUUCAUUAGACUAUGCAAUGUAUAUUUUCAGAUUGAAAUAAUCCUCCAGGGAAAUGUAUGAACAAAUGUUCGUUACCAUGGUAUCUAGAUCUGAAUUUAUCAUUUCCAUGACAAAAAUAUUUCAUAUUUGUAUUUUUAUAAUUCAACAUAUUGUUCUACAUCUCGUUUGUUCCUUGUUCAAUAUGUUGUGAAUAAUGAUCAAAUGUAAUGUAUAUAUGUGUCCGUUUAUGAACUGCAAAUGACUGUGGUAUAGUGUAUUUUUCUAUUUCCAUUGUUUAUCUUCAGUGCUGGCAACAUCGUCAUGUUUUGCAUGUACUUAAAUGACUCAUUGUUGCUGAUAUCAAGCAUGUGAUAUUUCAUACACCACACUUCAAUGAUGAGAUUAUAAUCUGUACUCAUUCCCAUUACUGGGUGAAAGGGAAGGCUUCAAUAUCUUUUUAUACAUUCAUUAUUUCUUAAUUUUCUAUUCUUUGUCCACGUUUUCUAUCAUUCAUCAUGUCAUUUGGCUGCAAGAACAUUUCCAUUAGAAAUUUGUCCCUCAUACAGCAAAAUACCGUGCAGACUAUAGAGAAGUGAUCAUGAAAUACUCUGUAGUUUAGUGUUGAAAUUGAUCAGAAUUUGUUAGAUAGAAGCAAGUUGGCCUUAUGUGCUGAGGCAAUAUUGAUACAGACUUAAUACACAAUUUAUUAGAAAUAAGCGAUUUGGCGUUCUGUGCUGAGGCGAUAUUGAUACAGACUUAAUACACGAUCAUUGAGCAAAUAGAGUAUCAUAUGUCUGUUGGUAACCAAAGGUGACAAUAUGUUGCUAUGACGGCUGAGACCACCGGGUGUAACAUCAAUGAUAAUGAUGCAUAGUCAUAAUUAACCUGUAAUUUGCAUAUAUUACAAUCAUGUAUUCAAGAAUUGUACAUUGUGGAUGAGUGACUGUAGAAUAAAACAGAUAUAGUAGCCAAAAGUAUUUAUUUGUAACAGAUUUAUUUCUUGUACAAUGUUAAAGCUCUGGAUGACUAGUCUAAGCAUAGAUGUAAAUGAGAUCUCUUUUGUACAUAACAUAGGCAUUUGUCACUACUGCUACAAUAUCAAAUAUUUUUCAUAAUUUAGAGGAUGAUUCAGUUGCUUCAAAAUAUAAUGAAAUCAAUUCUCUUGUGAUACACACUUUUCUUUCAAGUCUGAUAUCGUAUAUUGGUGAUAAUUUGCUUUAUUAUUGACUGUUCCGUAGGCAUGGUUUUUAUAUCAGCAUAAUUGUGUCAUUAAUCUUUGAUAUUAUAUAGCAGACUAAGCAUACAGUGCUAGAGGUCUUAUAAAUACUUGACACAGAUUGGUUGUAUGUUAUGCUAGGCAUGGCUGUAUCUGUCAUAAUCAAUAAACUAUAAUUCAUA